This is a messenger RNA of Prosopis cineraria, 1891 nucleotides long. RefSeq names its product calcium-dependent protein kinase 29. NCBI's taxonomy places the organism in Eukaryota, Viridiplantae, Streptophyta, Magnoliopsida, Fabales, Fabaceae. The record is from RefSeq and is a predicted model, not a curated record. Gene Ontology annotation, biological process: intracellular signal transduction; protein autophosphorylation; peptidyl-serine phosphorylation. Gene Ontology annotation, cellular component: cytoplasm; nucleus. Gene Ontology annotation, molecular function: ATP binding; calcium-dependent protein serine/threonine kinase activity; calmodulin binding.
ACAAGAAAUGCGCCCCGUGCAUCUAAAUAUAAGCUCCAAUUAAUGGGAGCGAAAAGGCAACAAGAUUAAGCUGAGAAAUUAAGUACGAGCCAUGGGACUUGGUUUCUUCAAGGCGCUUUGCUGCAGCAACUCGCGCCACGAAAUUCCCAUCCACUCAUCCGACUCCCCUCCGCCAGGGGAAUCCAGGCGGAGGAAGCCAACGACAACUUACGCGGUGGGGCCGGUGCUGGGGAAACCGUACGUGGACAUAGGGAAGAUGUACGAGCUGGAGAAGGAACUGGGGAGGGGGCUCGGGGUGACGUAUCUGUGCACAGAGAAGGCGACGGGGAGAAAGUACGCGUGCAAAAGCAUAGCGAGGGGGAAGCUGACGAGGAAGGAGGAAAUAGAUGACGUGCGGAGAGAGAUACAGAUACUGCAGCAUCUGUCGGGGCAGCCCAACAUAGUGGAAUUCAGGGGCGCCUACGAGGACUGGCAGAACGUGUACUUGGUCAUGGAACUCUGCACCGGCGGCGAGCUGUUUGACCGCAUCAUCGCCAAAGGCAAUUAUUCCGAGAAGGAGGCUGCGGCGCUGUGCCGCCAGAUCGUCACGGUGGUUCACGUCUGCCAUUUCAUGGGAGUCAUGCACAGGGACCUGAAGCCCGAGAAUUUCUUGUUGGCCGGCCCCCACGAUGAUGCCCCCAUCAAGGCCACCGAUUUUGGACUCUCCGUCUUCAUCGAGCCCGAUAAACAGUAUAAGGAAGUUGUAGGAAGUGCGUACUAUGUAGCCCCAGAGGUUCUAAAACGGAGUUAUGGGAAGGAGAUAGAUGUGUGGAGUGCAGGAGUCAUUUUAUACAUCCUCCUUAGUGGGUCGCCUCCAUUUUGGGCUGAGAACGAGAAAGGCAUAUUUGAUGCUAUUCUGGAAGGCAAACUGGAUUUUGAAACCGGACCAUGGCCUUCUAUUUCAGCUUCUGCCAAGGAUCUGAUCAGUAAGAUGUUGGAAUACGAUCCAAAGAAACGCAUCACAGCUGCUGAUGCCCUUGAACAUCCAUGGAUGAAGGUGGGCGGUCAAGCAUCUGACAAGCCUAUAGACAGUGCCGUUUUGAUUAGGAUGAAGCAGUUCAGAGCAAUGAACAAAAUGAAGAAACUUGCCCUGAAGGUAAUAGCAGAAAACCUCUCUGAGGAAGAAAUCAAGGGCUUGAAACAAAUGUUCAACAACAUGGAUACAGAUAACAGUGGUACAAUCACACUGGAAGAACUCAGAGUUGGACUGUCCAAAUUGGGAUCCAAACUUAAUGAAUCUGAAAUACGGCAGCUGAUGGAUGCUGCCGAUGUUGACAAGAAUGGAACUAUUGAUUAUUAUGAAUUCAUAAGUGCUACCAUGCAUCGGCACAGACUUGAGAAGGAAGAGAACUUGUUCAAUGCCUUCCGAUACUUCGACAAGGAUAGCAGUGGAUUUAUUACAAGAGAGGAGCUCAGGCAGGCUUUGACUGAACAUGGAAUGGGGGAUGAAGCUGCAAUAGAUGAAGUGAUUGACGACGUGGACACUGAUAAAGAUGGCAGAAUCAAUUACGAAGAGUUUGCGGCCAUGAUGAAGAGCGCGGGAUAAGACGAGUGAGCUGGAGAGAAUGAAUGAGUCAAUAAGCCAAAGGCAUGACGGAUUUCGAUUGCUAUUACUCAUCAUCCCAUGUGCUCCCUCACAGUUCAUUGUACGUUGCCAUUUCCACUCUCAAUCGCUUCUAUCACUAUUCUCUCAUGCUCUGAAUAAACUUCCUAUGCCGUGUUUCCCAGAUGUUCAGUAAUUUGUUAUGCUGCGAAUCUGUCUUUUUAUCUUUCUAUUAAACCCACCCCAUGCAUUACAUAUGGGACACAAACUUAAAAUUAAUUAUGAGUAAAUACACUUAAUUUCCCUAUA